Trichogramma pretiosum is the source of this 4520-nucleotide messenger RNA. RefSeq names its product polyhomeotic-proximal chromatin protein. The record is from RefSeq and is a predicted model, not a curated record. Gene Ontology annotation, cellular component: PRC1 complex. The transcript has 10 exons. Lineage: Eukaryota; Metazoa; Arthropoda; Insecta; Hymenoptera; Trichogrammatidae. Gene Ontology annotation, molecular function: protein binding. The coding region runs from base 567 to 3761 and encodes 1064 amino acids.
GAACUGCAGGCACUCAGUUGGUGUGCGGACCUCGUUGCUUUCAGUUUCUAUCUCUCUCUCUCUCUCUCGGUUUUUUCUUUUCCACACGAUUCUUUUGUGCGAGAGUGCUCCGUCGUCGUAGUGUGGCCCAUUGUUUCGAUUCGAUCGGGGGCAGAGUGUUGAAAAAUCUAACGUGUCCAGUAGUGGUCUGCACACGUGCACGAAGUGUUCGUAAUUACAUCUAUACUGAUAAGAAAAUAAGUGUGUUAUAUAUACAGUGCUGUUAUAUAUACUCGAGUGUUGUGCAGUGUACGAAGGCAUAUACGUGUGAUAUUUUCAAAAGUGCCUGUUACAGUUUUCAAAAAAAAAACAGUGAAUAAAAGAGAAACAAAUAUUUCUCUGAAUAUAUACUAUUGCAGCUCUUGGUACGUGUAAAGACUUGAAACGUGCAAAGGCGUGACUGCGCAGGCGUAUUAUGUGCAGUGACAAUUUCCCAUUAGAAUUCUUCUAGUCAUGGUGUUGACAUAGAAUCUCAUACAAUCUAUCUGAGCUUUGGAUCAUAAUAAUAACAAAACAUAAUAAUAAUCAUGGGUGACAAUAAGCAAAUGGAGAUGGAUCAAUCUCAAAAUCAGCCACAACAACAAAACCAAAAUCAGCAGGGACAACAGAUGAUCAUAACUACCCAUGACAUGCAGCAGAACGUUCAACAACAGAACCAGCAGCAACAACAGAAUCAGUCGCAGCAGCAAAACCAGCAGCAAAACAACGGCCAGCAAAAGAUGCAGACUCAAGUUUCUGUCCAACCACAGGUCGCAGCAAUAAUGCCACAGCAGCAUGAUACAGUUGCAGUAUCAAUGCAACAAGCCCAACAACAAGCUCAGCAACAAUCUCAAUCUGUUGGUGGUGUAUCAAUGACUUUAUCAGGACAGCAAGGUGCAGCAACAAUUACAACGAUGGCAGCACAUCCUCAAACUGUUCAAGUAAUACAGCAACCUAUGCAAAAUCAGUAUCAUUUACCACAACUCUAUAAUGCACAAGGAGCACCAAUACUGAUGCCAGGAAAUCUGCUUGCUCAUCCAGCCGGUCUUAAUUCCUCACCUAUACAGGUACAGUUCAAUAAUAUAGCAGGAAAACCAAUUCAAGCUGGUCAGUUUGCAACUGGACCUCAUAUGUUGACAACUGCUUCACCUGGUCAGGGAGGCGGACACCCUGGAGCAGGUGGCACUAAAGUUCAAAGCUUUCCAGCUGGUUAUAUUCCUGUACCAACAUCAGCUACACCUGGCGGUGGUCAAACUUUAGUUUUUGGUCAAUUAGAAGUAUUACCUCAGCAUCAGACUUCAAUUCAACAACAAGGACAACAACAAGGCAACAACAAAAAUGACGGAGUACAAAAGUACACAACUUGUUCAACGGGUGGACAACCUGGACAGAAUAGAGGUAUGCAGUUUGCACCUUGGCCCUUUGCAGCCCAAGGUAUAUGGACAGGACUGCAGCCUCAGACAUUGCUCACAGCAAGUCCCAAUCAGAUUUUUAUCAGAGACCCAACUCAGGGUGACAUGUACAUUCAGAGUCCCGGACCCAUACAGACGCAUAAUACACUAGCUCAGCAACAAAUUCAAGGGGUUCAACAGAUAACGACGGCUGGUGGUAAACCCAGGGUAAUGAACAUUCAACAGCAGCAGCAGCAACAAGGUAAAGCAGGUGUGGUCACGCAGCGUCCUUUGAGCAUUUUGCCAUCAUCAUUACAAGGUGUUCAAGGAGCAAAUAUAAGACCAGCUAGCUCUGUGUCAACUCAGACAAAUCACGGUGUACAAGCUACUGUUCAUUCUCAAGGUGGCAAGGCCACGGUCGGUCCAGGCAAAGGUCGCGGCAAGCCCGUGGUGCGAACGUCGCCCGGUCCGAACUUGAACGUGACUGUGAGCAAAGCGGGAUCCGGAGCUGCUGCCACUACGACGAGCAACAGCGGUGCGACCAACGUCACGACGGCCAAAGCCCAGCACACGAUGAUGCUACAGCCGCAACAGGUACCCGUGUCCGUAGCGACCAACGGAACUCAAAAUGCCGCGGGAAAGGGAGCUGCUCAGUCGAACCAGCAAGCGCCACCGAGCUCGCCGAUGAACGACAAAGGGAACUUCGGGCAACAGCAGGCUAACAAAGGUGGCAACGUUAUGCAAUCGCCUCAGCAGCAGCAACAGCAGCAACAACAGCAGCAGCAGCAACAUCAAGCGGCACAGGUCCAAGCGCAGCUGCAGGCGCAGGCGCAGCAACACCAGAUUCAACAAAUAUUCAUACAUCAGUUGCAACACCAGGCGCAGCAGAUGCAGCAAUAUCAUCAAGCUCAAGGCCAGCAGCAGCAGAUACAACCUAAACCUAUAAUGGGCAUGACCGUGGGUCAAGGACAAGCAGCGCCGAACGUACAAGUGAUAGGCAGCGAGCGUCCGAUCAUGCCUGUAGUAAGCAUCAAUCCUGCUUUGAUUGGAAAUCAGCUGGCUGGUCAUCCGACGCUGCAAGCUCUGCCAAUUGUAAGUCAACCAACUGAUCAGUUGGCAGCGGUCGCGGCUCAGCAGCAGAUGCAAUUGCAAGCGGCAGUGCAACAGCAACAACAACAACAGCAGCAGGCACAGCAGCAGCAGCAGCAGCAGGCACAACAGCAGCAACAGCAACAACAACAGCAACAGCAGUCACAGCAACAGCAGCACGCAAACGAACAAACAACUGUUGCUGUGUCCACUACUGCGACUCAUCCAAGCAUGCCAAUUAUCGUAGCUUCUGGGGAUAGGAGUGGUAGCGUGGAGAUACAAACAAUGAUGCCACCUCCUCCACCUCCAUCUUCAGGGCCUAUGACAGCCGUCUCGGACGAGGCACGAAACUCCGUUGCUUCGAAAAAAGAUGCUUCAACUGAAGAUUCUUCGCGUGAUUCGGCUGGUAAAAAAGAUGAAAAUAUGAAUGGCACAAAACAAGAUGAUCAUAAAACAUCGACUAAUCCUCUUAUCAACCUGACAAAUGCAGUUAAUUCAAUACCCAACGGUAAUUUGGGAGAAGAAACAACUGCUGACUCAGCUCCCAUGCAGGUCAUGGGCAAACAAGUGCCACCAAAAGCCAUGGUCAAGCCACAAGUUUUGACCCACGUUAUUGAGGGAUUUGUCAUUCAAGAAGCUUCUGAACCUUUUGCUGUCAACCGUACUUCACUCAAUGGUUCAAUGACUGGUGAGACAAAUAAUAAUGGUAGAAAUGAUUCUGCUGAUAAAGAAAAUCAGGAAGAACCACUAUCUAAACGUAAGAAGAUGAAUUAUUCACUUGAUUCAGAUAAACUAGAUAGCAAUAUUCUAGAGGAUCAAAACGCCAAAAAUAAAAAAGACAAAAAACUUUUGUCUACAGUUAGUCCUAAAUCGAAAAAGAAGGAAACUCAAGACUCUGUUAAUAAACAAUGGCCAAUGGAUGUGAGCCUUAACAAUGAUAUAGAUUUAUUGAAGAAAAAUGGUGAUGAUUUAAAUUCCACUUUAGAAAUAUUAGAUGACAGUUUACCAAAGAUAAAUCCAGUCAAAUGGACUGUUGGAGAAGUAUGCGAUUUUAUACGUAAUAUGCCAGGCUGUGAAGAUUAUGCUGAAGACUUUGCCAUUCAAGAAAUUGAUGGUCAAGCUCUGAUGUUGUUGAAGGAAGAUCAUCUUAUGUCGGCUAUGAGCAUUAAACUAGGACCUGCAUUAAAAAUUGUUGCAAAAAUCAAUUCAAUGAAGGAUCCCUUGACAGCAAGUUCACCACCAGUUUCUAGUGCAAAUGUGUAGAGUAUGUGGAAAUCCGGGGUGUGUUAUUGAAAAGAAAAAAGAAUACUUAAUUGCUGGUCUACAGUGUAGAAAUCUGUACUCAGUGUAUUCUGUCUUGAUCAUUUUUGCUUACGAGGAACGUUGCUCAGUGUCAUAAUGUGUACAAAGUCACAUUUAAGUGAAGUGAUUGAAAUAGAAUUAAAGAUUCUUGCUUUUCAACAUCUACAGACAUCCCCUGGAUUUAUUAAAUUUUCAGUAAUACAGUGUUCAAAAGAGAUAUAUUCGUGAAUAUCUCAAUUACAGGAUUGAUAUCUACGAACACCACAAAUGCUGUAAAAUUCUUAUAUACACAAAUUAGGCACUGUAAAUAGGAUAAGUGUAACAUUAGAAAUUAUUUUUCUCUUACAUUAUAAAACGAAUUAUAUGACUUUAUAUGCGAAUAAGAAAGAUAGUAUAAACAUUCCACUAAUCUUAUGGAAGUGGAACCUACAAUCAUCAGAUUGUAAGUUAAGAGUAUUUUCGUUGUAAUAUAAUCAUUAUUACUUAUAAAUUUGUACACCUGUAAAUAAAAAUUCAAACUAGUUUAAAUUAUAAAAUUAUUUGAUGCUUAAGUAAUUAUUUUCAAGGAGCAUAAAACUUAGCGCAUAUAAAAUCGAUCAAACAUACUGUACAAUUUUCAGUAACUAUUUGAUUGAGGUUUGAGGUUUAAAAAUUACAUGUUCCCAAUUCAGAAGUUAAUAUGUGUAUAUUAAAAUGGCAUGAUCAAUAUUUUUGUUGGAA